AUGUCUCGAAUGUGGGAGGUUGAUCCGGAGACGAAGGCAAAGCUCCUUCAGUACUCCAGAGUCAACGGCAAUGACCGGUGUUGCGACUGUGGCGCCCCCUCUCCUCAAUGGGCAUCCCCGAAAUUCGGCACAUUCAUCUGCCUAAACUGCGCUGGCACACACCGCGGGCUCGGCGUGCACAUCUCCUUCGUCCGCUCAAUCACCAUGGACGCCUUUAAGAACUCUGAGACACAACGCAUGGAACUAGGCGGUAAUGACACGUGGAAGGAAUUCUUUGACUCGCACCCGAUAACGCAAUCCGAAGGCCGCACCUUCGAAGACUCUACGAUCAAAGAACGCUACGAGGGCGAAGUCGGUGAGGAAUAUAAAGAGCGACUCAGCGCGAAGGCCGAGGGGCGGGAAUACGUCCCCGGUCAACGGCCUGCACAACCGACGAAGAAAAGCCCUGAUGCCGUGAGCUCACGGUCAAACACCCCGCUUUCCAACUCAGGAAGGGCAGGUCAGGGCUCAUCGUCUUCUCCGGCGUUGCAGGAGGGGCCUGGUGGGGUUGAGGGUGCGCAGGCUAGCAGGAAGGCGCGCAACGAGGCGUAUUUUGCGAAGAUGGGUUCUGAGAACGCGACGAGGUCCGAGUCGCUUCGGCCGUCGGAGGGUGGGAAGUUUACUGGAUUCGGUGGAGGAAUGCCCGUUUCGUCGUCGCCGAAGCCGCAGGGUGGGAAUGGGUCUAUACCUGGGUUAGAUGACUUCCAGAAGGAUCCCGUGGCCGCUUUGACAAAGGGGUUCGGCUGGUUCACAACGACUGUGGGGAAGACCGCGAAGACGGUUAAUGACUCGUAUAUCCAGCCGACUGCGAAAUCGCUCGGGGAAUCCGACUUCGCCGCACAAGCACGCCAACACGCCGCUCACUUCGGGCAAAAUAUCCAAGUUGGCGCCCGCGGUGCUGCAGACUCUUUCACGCGCUUCGUUGAGGGCCCGGAUAGCGACGCCUCGCGACGCGGCCGACCAGGUUCAGGACCCAGCGCUCGUGGACCCGCCGAACCAGAACGUAAGGACUUCUGGGAUGACUUCUCCUCCCUAGCAGCGCAGGAUAACCAUCGCCGUAACGCGUCGAAGACUGGUGCUCUGGGUACGGCGGCGAUGAAGCCUAGCCCGGCGCCUUCGUCUGGGACGGGUACGGGGGCAGUUAGUGGAAGUGCUGCGACGGGGACAGGGACGGGGACUGAGAAGCAGGGGUCGAGUUCGGGGAAGAGUCAGGAUGAUGGGGGGUGGGAUGAUAAUUGGUGA
This is a messenger RNA of Aspergillus calidoustus, 1281 nucleotides long. The record is from the annotation of a GenBank genome assembly. Lineage: Eukaryota; Fungi; Ascomycota; Eurotiomycetes; Eurotiales; Aspergillaceae.